ACCGAAUACUUAUACCUAUAAUUGUCGCUUACAUCACUUAACAAGUUUUGACAGUUGUUUAUUUAAGUUGCUUAUUCAAUUAUGCACUUCAGAAUGUUUGCAUACACAAACAAAACAAUAAACUACUGUCGCGUUUGACAUAAAUCGGAAUUAAAAUAUAGUUUGCAAAUAUCUCGCAGCGUAACAUAUAUUGAAGCAAAAUGUCUGGUUUUAUAGCAGUGCACACAGGAGCGGGCAACAGUGUCGAUGAGAGUAAAUAUCAGCGAGUAAUAAAAGAGGCCUGCUUAAGAGCUACAGAUUUGCUGUUGAAAGGAGGUACAGCUAUGGACGCUUGUGAAGCUGCCAUAAAACGGUUGGAAAAUUGUGGUAACACAAAUGCGGGUUUUGGUUCAAAUCUUUGUUAUGAUGGGCGUGUGCAGUGCGAUGCUUCAAUAAUGAAUGGUGCCAAUUUACAAUUUGGAGCAUGUACAGACGUUAGUAAUGUAAAAAAUCCAAUACAAUUGGCACGUGUUAUCUGUGAUGGACAAUCUAGACUAUUAUCUAUGGAUCGCCUUCCACCCAUGAUAAUGGCUGGUACAGGAGCUGAGCAAUUUGCAGAAGAAAUGGGUUGUGACAUAAUUGAUCCCAAAGAUUUGAUAUCAAGUAAAGCAAAAUUUGCUUAUAAUCAUUACAAAACGAAAUAUCAAAAACUGGCUAGUGAACAUACUAUACCUGUCACCGCAGACGUGCCUCCAAUAACUAUAGAAGCACGCUUAGAUACAGUAGGAGCUGUAUGUGUUGAUGGUAAUGGAAACACAGCUGCUGGUUGUAGUUCUGGUGGUCUGCUUUUAAAAGUGCCUGGACGUGUUGGUCAAGCUGCUACAUUUGGUGCUGGUGUUUGGGCUGCUGACACUUCUGAUAUAUCCGUUGCUACAUGCACUACUGGAAAUGGUGAAUAUAUCAUGCGAACAUUUCUAGCGAAAGAAAUAUGCACGGAUCUAUUGACAGCCGAUUGUGCUGUUCGAAGUUUACAUAAUACAUUUAAGCAUAAAUUCUUAGAAUCACCAUUUCUGCCAGUUAAUCAAAAUUUGUAUGCAGGCGCAUUAACAUUAGUGUAUCAUCCAGAAGAUCGAACUGGCGAAAUUCUUUGGAGUCAAACAACAAAAUCUUUUUGCAUAGGCUAUAUGUCUACAGAACAGAAAACACCAAAGUUUGUCUACUCACCACUGCCGAACUACUGUGAACCAGGCAGACAGACUGUAGUAAAUGGACAAAAUUUUCAUUUACGUUUAUAGAAAUUCCUUUAUAUCAUAUAUCUAUAUCUACAUGACACAUUAAUAAUUACAAGACGGAAAACCAAACGACAAAAAGCCAUAACUUACCUAAGUGCAUUUGGGAAUAAAAAUACCGACGUAAUUUUUGUACGUAAAAUUUGUUGUCUUUGAAAAAAUAUAAUAAUUAACGAAAAUAUAAAAUAAUUUAAUGACUUAAAUGUUUUUGAAAAUACGGACGCACGCGUUUAGGGAAACUAAAGUCUAAAAAUAAAAUUAAUUCUAAGUAAUAUCAAUGAAACAACAUUAACCCUUUAGAUACACAAUAAGUUGAAACGCAUUUUUAAACAAAUAAUAAU
Messenger RNA from Teleopsis dalmanni, 1609 nucleotides. RefSeq names its product threonine aspartase 1-like. The record is from RefSeq and is a predicted model, not a curated record. Gene Ontology annotation, molecular function: threonine-type endopeptidase activity. Gene Ontology annotation, biological process: protein maturation. The transcript is spliced from 3 exons. The coding region runs from base 201 to 1274 and encodes 357 amino acids. NCBI's taxonomy places the organism in Eukaryota, Metazoa, Arthropoda, Insecta, Diptera, Diopsidae.